AUGUCUUGGCUUGUAAACGGCGGCGGGGGAGGAUGUGGCUGGGAGGAGGGAAAGGAGGAGGAGGAGGAGGAGGAGGAGGAGGAGGAGGAGGAGGAGGAGGAGGAGGAGGAGGAGGAGGAGGAGGAGGAGGAGGAGGAGGAGGAGGAGGAGGAGGAGGAGGAGGGAAGGGAGGAGGUGGAGGAGGAGGAGGAGGAGGAGGAGGAGGAGGAGGAGGAGGAGGAGGAGGAGGAGGAGGAGGAGGAGGAGGAGGAGGAGGAGGAGGAGGAGGAGGAAGGCGGAGCAGCAGCAGAUGGAAGUGAGAGAACCCCAGUAUCAGAACAAGGCAGCUGA
This is a messenger RNA of Closterium sp. Naga37s-1, 330 nucleotides long. The record is from the annotation of a GenBank genome assembly. NCBI's taxonomy places the organism in Eukaryota, Viridiplantae, Streptophyta, Zygnematophyceae, Desmidiales, Closteriaceae.